AGUAAGAAGAUCGGGUAAAUACUGACACACUUCUACAGUGAGAUACGCGGCGACGGUGAAGACGGUGAAAACAAAUCGACUCAGCCUGGAAACACGAUCCCAAGCGUGGCACGGCAAAAGGGGCAGUAAGAGAUAGUCUGCCGUCAAAAAGACUGAAAAGCUCUACGCCGGAACCCUACCCAGUGACGGGAAUACAGGCCGGUCGGUGUGUGAGCAGAGAAGGCACUCCACCUUCCUCACGUCAACCUCAUCUGUAAAACGGACAUCGUAAUGUCCACUUUCCAGGGCCGGUGCAAGAACUCAGGAAGAUAUUGUGCACUUGGAACUCCGUGGAGGCUCAGUAAAUAGCCACUGUCUGUAAAGGUUGCAUCAUCCAAGGACGGCCCCAACACUAUCUCCUGUUCAUCUAGUAUCUGGCAAUCCUCCCUUCAAGGAGUGGAGCCUGACUCCUUUCCCCUGGAAAGGAGGACUUUGCUCAGUGGGUUGAGAAGGAUAAAGUGGGCCUUUUGAAUCAAGAGAGCCUAGAGAUUUUAGAGUGGCCCAUUCCAGAAGGAACACUUCCAUUCUGCUGUGAAACCCUUAGACAAGACGUUGGAGGGCUCAAUGGCUGCAAAAUCUCCACCCAGCGUUCCCAAAACCAAGAGUCCGGGCAGCAUCGCCAACAGCAGGGACGAGACUCAAGGGCAGUGGGGUCGUGCCUGGGAGGUGGACUGGUUUUCGCUAGCGAGCGUCAUCUUUCUGCUGCUCUUUGCACCUUUCAUUGUGUACUACUUCAUCAUGGCGUGUGACCAGUACAGCUGCUCUCUGACUGCCCCCGUGAUGGAUGUCGCCACUGGGCGUGCUCAUCUCUCAGACAUCUGGGCCAAGACACCACCUGUGACAAAGAAAGCAGCCCAGCUGUAUGCCUUAUGGGUCACGUUCCAGGUGCUUUUGUACAUGGCACUUCCUGACUUCUGCCAUAAGUUUCUGCCGGGCUACGUGGGAGGUGUUCAAGAGGGUGCCGUGACCCCCGCAGGGAUUGUCAACAAGUAUGAAAUCAAUGGCCUGCAAGCGUGGCUCAUUACACACCUUCUCUGGUUUGCAAACUCUCAUGUCCUGUCCUGGUUCUCUCCCACCAUCAUCUUCGACAACUGGAUACCACUGCUGUGGUGCGCCAACAUCCUCGGCUAUGCGGUUUCCACCUUUGCCAUGAUCAAGGGUUAUUUCUUCCCCACCAGUGCCAAAGACUGCAAAUUCACAGGCAAUUUCUUUUACAACUACAUGAUGGGCAUUGAGUUUAACCCCCGGAUUGGGAAGUGGUUUGACUUCAAGCUGUUCUUCAACGGACGCCCCGGGAUCGUUGCCUGGACCCUCAUCAACCUGUCCUUUGCGGCCAAGCAGCGGGAGCUCCACGGCCAAGUGACCAACGCCAUGGUCCUGGUCAACAUCCUGCAGGCCAUCUACGUGUUGGACUUUUUCUGGAAUGAAACGUGGUACCUGAAGACCAUCGACAUCUGCCACGACCACUUUGGGUGGUACUUGGGCUGGGGGGAUUGUGUCUGGCUGCCGUACCUUUACACACUGCAGGGCCUGUACCUGGUCUACCACCCCGUGCAGCUGUCCACCCUGCAUGCCACCGGCAUCCUGCUGCUGGGUCUGCUCGGCUACUAUAUCUUCCGGAUGGCCAACCAUCAGAAGGAUCUGUUCCGCCGCACGGACGGCCGCUGCCUCAUCUGGGGCAGGAAGCCCAAGGUCAUCGAGUGCAUGUACACGUCGGCAGAUGGGCAAAAGCAUCACAGCAAGCUCCUGGUGUCGGGCUUCUGGGGCGUGGCCCGCCACCUCAACUACACGGGCGACCUGAUGGGCAGCCUGGCCUACUGCCUGGCCUGCGGCGGGGGCCACCUGCUGCCGUACUUCUACAUCAUCUACAUGACCAUCCUGCUGACCCACCGCUGCCUCCGGGAUGAGCACCGCUGCGCCAACAAGUACGGCAGUGACUGGAAGCGCUACACGGCUGCCGUGCCCCACCGCCUGCUGCCCGGGAUCUUCUGAAGCACCGUCCCCUGGUAGGAGGAGCCGUGAGGGGCGGUGAAGAGCACAUGAGGCUGGUCUGCUGGGGCUCCUGGCAGCCCUCCCCCACCCAGGAGCUUCUAGUCCCUCAUCUGAAAUGGAAUGAGCCUGGUGCUCAGGAUGCGCUGCUCCCCCUUGGCCCCAGGGGAGUCCUUAGGGCUCGUGCCACCUGCCUCCCUGGCAGCAGAAGCGAGCAGAUUCCUCUAUGCAGUGAUCCGCGGGCAGGUGGAGGGCCUGCUCACCUUUGACCCCCCCCCCCCAACGAUGACCGUGUCUCUCCUGUGUGUUGGGAACCAGACAUGCUGGUGUCCAACCUGGAGCAGACACCUGCUUGCUAUCACUCAUCCUCACGAAAUAAAGGGGGGACGUGGAUAUAGCAGGUGCUCCAAUUACCAAUUUAUUGCCUUUCGGCCCCAGAUGCGCUUUCCUUACCUGCUCUGUGAUCCUGAGCCGGACCCUGUGGACAUCUCUUCUUUGCUGUAUGCACGAUGUUAUAUAUGAGGGACACUGCACGGACGAGGGGGCUUCUCUUUCUGGUUUCAGUGACAUCUCCUUCCCUGUUGCUCACGUCUGCAGGGCUGCAGUGAGGAGACAGCCAAGGUGCCUGCCCAGAGCAUGCAGAGGUCCCAGCAUGGGCCGCAGCUCCCAGGGUCUGACCCUCUGAGCGUCCGGCCGCCAGCCUCGCCUGCCACCCCUCUGUGGGGUGCAUCCCGCUUGCCUGGUGACUGCACACAUUGGCUCAGGCAGCCCAGCAAACCUGUGUGCUGUCCAGGGAGCCUUCUCCAGCAAGAUGUGAAUCCCAGCCUCCAGGAGGGGGUACCUUUCAAGUGAACUUUUUUUUACCCUGGGCAUUUGCCGUUAACCCUAGGGUUUUCUUGAGAGUUCUCUUUGAACAUUAUUGCCUUAGUAGACUUGAUAAUUCUUUAUAUUAAACUUGCCCUGAUCAAACUUC
Messenger RNA from Canis lupus familiaris (dog), 3001 nucleotides. It is a transcript of the gene DHCR7, whose product is annotated as 7-dehydrocholesterol reductase. Gene Ontology annotation, cellular component: endoplasmic reticulum membrane. The transcript is spliced from 10 exons. The record is from RefSeq and is a predicted model, not a curated record. NCBI's taxonomy places the organism in Eukaryota, Metazoa, Chordata, Mammalia, Carnivora, Canidae. Gene Ontology annotation, molecular function: 7-dehydrocholesterol reductase activity. Gene Ontology annotation, biological process: brassinosteroid biosynthetic process; cholesterol biosynthetic process. Bases 604 to 2031 code for a protein of 475 amino acids.